Molecule: messenger RNA, 4986 nt
Organism: Salvelinus fontinalis (brook trout)
Lineage: Eukaryota; Metazoa; Chordata; Actinopteri; Salmoniformes; Salmonidae
Product: transcription initiation factor TFIID subunit 4-like
Exons: 16
Coding region: 1-2925 (974 amino acids)
Biological process (GO): transcription initiation at RNA polymerase II promoter; DNA-templated transcription
Cellular component (GO): transcription factor TFIID complex
Molecular function (GO): DNA binding; RNA polymerase II general transcription initiation factor activity; protein heterodimerization activity
Source: RefSeq, a predicted model, not a curated record
AUGCGUCUCACGAGCGAGUGUAGCAGAGUAAAGAUGGCGGCGGGCUCCGAUUUACUGGAUGAGGUUUUCUUCAACACAGAGGUGGACGAGAAAGUAGUUAGUGAUCUAGUUGGGUCUUUGGAGUCUGAGCUCACGGGAUCGGGUCGUGGAAAGUCUUCAGUCAGGGUCCAGGCUGCAGCAAAUAACAUUGACAACUCAGCUGUAGGUCGCAAUUCCAAUGUCCAGGACAGCGAAAUGGGACUUUCACAAGAGCUUGCUAAACCAGGGACUGGCGUGCCAGGGGGUGUCAUUAAUAGUAGGAUGUCCCAGGGUUCAACCAUGUAUGCUGCGGUCGGGACAACGGCGGCGGGCUCGAGCAUGACAGCCGGGCACAGUCCGAGCAAGACUGGGGCAGUCAGUGGUGUGAUAACGGGGGUUCCCGAUCACGGAGCUGGGAUCAGGAAAACUGGGGCGGCUGGUGUACAAACUUUAAAUGGAAGGAGCGUUGUGAUAAACUCUCAUAAUUCAGGAAGUGUUGCCGCUUUGGUGAGCUCGGCAAGCAGCACAGUGCCCGCCGUCGCGGUUGUCAACAACGGACCGAGCUCCGUGGUCAAAGGAAACGUAAUCAUACCGUCAACUUCCAGCACAGUCAUUCAAACACCUCUUAUGCACAAUGCUGUCACUUCAACUGUGAUAUCGUCUCAGCUGUCUGUUCUAAACAGUGUGCCCACUGUCACGCUCGUGAGGCCGCCUAUGCAAACCCCCGGAACAGUCACAUCGCAGAGCGGGAGUAAUAAUACGGUUCUGAUACGAUCUGUCAACGUUGCCCACCCUGCAAGUUCAGAAGCGCAAAUCAACAAAUUGGAGUCGCCAAAAACAACCAUACAAACGACUUCACAAGUGACCGCCCCCAGUGUUGUAGGUAAAAGCCUGGUUUUACAAAAUGUGAGGAACUCCAUCCCAUCGACUAUUGCAGCCUGUCCGGGUGGGAUAAAGACGAUCGCGCCACAGGUGUUCUCCCCGAGACUUCCGCAACCCCAACAAAAUACUUCAAACAUCCAGAACAUUCAGCUCCCUCCAGGCAUGGUGCUGGUACGCAGUGAGAGUGGGCAGCUUCUGAUGAUCCACCAGCAGACCUUGGCCCAGAUGCAAUCCCAGUCCCAGAGCGCCAUGACCCCACGGGCAGCCACCCCCACCAGCACUCCCCCUGUCCAGAUCACUUCUGCUCCAGGGACGCCCAUGAUGUCCCGUCAGAUGACCAACACCAUCACUAAGCAGGGCUCCCCGGCCCAGACCACAGUCCAGGCCACCACCACCCUCCAGAGGCCUCCUGUACUACAACAGAACACCAUUAUGCUGGGUGGAGCGGCCGCCACCUCAGGUCAGACUCCAGUACAGCCUUGCUCGGCAGCAGUCACCCAGAGAGCAGGGACCCCUGGGACACCAGGCGCCCCCACGGUCGUUUCUACCACGGAGAUCCUGGAGAACGUGAAGAAGUGUAAGAACUUCUUGUCCACGCUGAUCAAACUGGCAUCCAGCGGGAAGCAGUCGUCUGAGACCACAGCCAACGUCAAGGAGUUAGUCAAGAGCCUGCUGGAGGGUAAGAUCGAAGCGGAGGACUUCACCAGUCAGUUAUACCGGGAGCUAAACUCCUCUCCUCAGCCAUAUCUCGUGCCUUUCCUCAAGAGGAGUCUUCCUGCACUGCGUCAAAUGACCCCAGACUCGACAGCCUUCAUCCAGCAGAGCCAGCUGCUUCACGCUGGCGCCCAGCCUGCCGCCUCCUCCAAGGCCUUGACUGCUGUGGUGCUGGGGGGCACGUCCACGGCACAAUCGCGUCUCAACAGUACCAGCCCUGGGACCAAGGGGACCAUGCACCAGUCUCCUGUCAGCAGCCUGGCCCAGACACCUCAUAGCAAGCCUGGCCUGAUGGUGCCUCAGCAGCAGGGGGCAAUGGGGAGGCCUCAGGUGUCUCUGGCCCAGUCACCCAUGGUUACGCUCCGAGGCCAGCCCCACAGUCACAUCAUCAUGGGGCAGCCGCAGGUGGUCAGACAGCUGCAGACAGUUCCUGUAGUGAAGCAGGCUCUAGCACCAGGGGCCAAGGUAACACUUGGGCCCCAGUCUAUGCUCUCUGUAGUACUGAAGAACAGGCAGAAGGAGGCAGGCGGAGGAACCUUCAAGGAUGAUGAUGAUAUAAAUGACGUGGCCUCUAUGGCUGGAGUCAACCUAUCAGAGGAGAGUGCUCGCAUUCUGGCAACCAACUCUGAGCUGGUCGGCAUGGUGACUCGCUCCUGUAAAGACGAGGCCUUCCUCUACACCUCCUCACUAACCCAGAGAGUACAUGAGAUAGGCAGGAGGUUAGGGGUGACUGACCUGGGGCCGGAGGUGAUCAACUACGUUUCCCAUGCUACACAGCAUCGGCUGCAGAACCUGCUGGAGAAAGUGACGGUGGUGGCGCAGCAGAAAAGCAUCACCUUCAAGGAGGAUGAUAAGUGUGAACAGGUGAGUGACGUGCGUGCGCAGCUGAAGUUCUUUGAGCAGCUGGAUCAGAUGGAAAAACAGAGGAAGGAGGAGCAGGAGAGAGAGAUCCUGAUGAAGGCAGCUAAGUCUCGAUCACGACAAGAGGACCCAGAACAGCUUCGGCUUAAACAGAAGGCUAAAGAGAUGCAGCAGCAGGAACUGAAUCAGAUCAGGCAGAAGGAGGCCAACAUGACGGCCCUGGCAGCCAUCGGCCCCAGGAAGAAAAGGAAAAUGAACUCCCCUGUCAGCGGAACCGGGGCUGAGGACUUGUGCUCUGGUCCCUCUCCAUCAGGUGGGUACAGUAGCGGAGGCUCCAGGCCUCAGCGCCAGCGCAUCACCCGGGUCAACCUCAGGGACCUGCUCUUCUGUCUGGAAAAUGAGAGGGAGACCAGCCGCUCACACCUGCUCUUUAAAGGCUUCCUCAAAUAACACACAGGGAGACCGGACAUGCCCAAUAACGCUUUCCUAAGGGACAAGUAAUUAAUGAGACUAACCAAGUCACUCUGAUGCACUUGAUGCUUCCUAUAGUAGACAGAGACCAGCCACUCCCUCUAGCACCUCCCUAACAGACAGAGACCAGCCACUCCCUAUAGCACCUCCCUAACAGACAGAGACCAGCCACUCCCUAUAGCACCUCCCCUAGAGACAAGAGCAACCAAUAGCACCUCCCUUAAAGGGCAAGAUAGACCAGCUACACUUGAUGGUACCGUCUCUUCUUCUGUGCUCUCCUAGAAUCAUGACCUCUUAGACUAGAGGAGAGACCAGUGACACCUGGAAAAUGAAUCAUCAGAUGAGCCCUACACUCCCUUCUCAAGAGAGACCAGGCUGUUGCAGCUGUGAAACAAUGAAUUGUUGGGACUGACCUAUCAGACUAGCUCUUCUGGCCUCUCCUUAACAGUGCCUCUCAUGGUUAUGUAGAGACCAUAGAGAUGGAUAGAGGACUCAUCUUUGUAUCUGUGCCAUUAUAGCGUCUUAUAGCAUGGGCAGCUCCAUUGACGCAAUCUCCAUUUUGAAGUAUUACAUUUUCUUUGUGAUUGCCUGAUCCCUCCUGAUGACCCUGUUGGACAUGACUUCAACAAGGUCUCCAGGAAGGAUCUGCCAAUAAAGUUGGAAGUCCCACCUAGUUGACCACAUUAAAAUGGUGGCUGCCCCCAAUGGCGCUGCCUAUGCUAAUACGGCCUUUUGGCCACUAGAGGCCUCAAUCAUUCUCCAUGUUAGAGACCUACUACUGGCAACCAGGUCCCCUCCCAUACACUCCCCUGGAGGGGAAAUGCUCUUAUUUGUGAGGUCUCCUUUAGGUCUGGAAACAUCCUCAUGUUUUGCAGUAGGGACAUGUAUUAGCUUUUCCAUCCUUUAACCUCAUGCAAUAUAUGAUUAGACUUUUUUUAGAAAGAUCCUCAGCUAGGGGACUUUUAACACGUUUAACCAACAAAUGUACAAACCUGCAGGAGUAACGUCAAAUACCUGACGAUACAGAAACUCAAUGCAUUUUGUUGAGUAGACGUUUUAUUUUUCCUAUUUUGUAGUCAUUCAUUCUAGUGCUCUUUUACUGCCUGUGGAUUAUUUUAAAUUGACUGAUAUUACUCUUCCAUCAAGCUGCCUUGCAGCCAAAAUAAGCCAUAUUAAUCAUACAUCUCUAACUCUCCAGACCUCUGAUGACAGAACAGGAGCACUCCUCAAUCAUUCAAGUUUUUAGACUUGUUUGAUUUCUGCUUUAGCAUCUCUUCCCAGGUGCAUUGUUUUUAAUCACUUAUAAUGAUUAUUUAUUUUGUCAACAUGUCUGUUGAUAACAUUUUGUACAUGUAUAUGCAUACAUGAAAACACACACACACAUCCUAUGGAAGCAGUCAGUAAAUUGUAGGUUUUUAUCAGUAGACCGUGUGAAGAAAUUGAUAUACAAUAUAUAUAUUUUUUUCUUCAGAAGAGUAAUGUAAAACAAUUUACAUUAAUUAAUUGAUGCAACAAUGCAAAGUGAGACUGAUGCAAAGUGAGGCUUUGAUGCAAAGUUCGCAAUAGAUAGCCUUUAUGAUUGGAGGCCAUUGCUAGCUGCCAUGGCGAUGUGGGAUGGAAUGCAGAAUAUGGUAUACAGAAUGCACCCCCCGAACGAUCCGUUUUUUAAUCAAGCCGUCGGUCAGAGGCAUACACCCACUUUAUGUAUUUUUUUAAAUAUUUCUUAGCGAACAUACUAAUUGGUUGGCUGUUAAGCUUUUGGAUGGUAUUGAUGAAACCUUUCAGACUGUACAUAUUUUUCAAAACCAUCGCCCCUAGCAGCUGUUACACAUCUUGCCCUUUAUCCAUGUUCUAUCAGAGAACUGUUUUUAGUGAAAAACCGGAAGCAGAUUAAUUUCUUAUCUUAUUAAUAUCUUGUACAUUUUGCACAGCCACUUGUUAAUAUGUAAAUAUUCUAAGUGAAAGAAUGUUUUUUAAUUGCAAUUGUUUUGUAGAUAAUUGAGAGAGAAUGAUCUCCUUUAUUAAAAAAAUGAAAAAUAA